AUGCAUUUCAAAAUAAUAUUAAAAAAAAGACAAAUCCAAAACCUAACUGGAGAACCAAUAAAUCAAUUUCGCCAAUGUAAAAAAUUUAAAUUCAAUACAAAUUUUCAAGAAAUAGAAAAUCAAACAGCAGAAUUUAAAUUAGAUCAAUUAAGACAAGAGAUAUUUCAACUCCAACAAUUACUAAAACAAUUGUUAUCAAAUUGUAUAGAUUAA
Molecule: messenger RNA, 213 nt
Organism: Dictyostelium discoideum AX4
Lineage: Eukaryota; Evosea; Eumycetozoa; Dictyosteliales; Dictyosteliaceae
Exons: 1
Coding region: 1-213 (70 amino acids)
Source: RefSeq, a predicted model, not a curated record